Messenger RNA from Myotis lucifugus (little brown bat), 2436 nucleotides. RefSeq names its product coiled-coil domain containing 125 (gene CCDC125). The transcript is spliced from 14 exons. NCBI's taxonomy places the organism in Eukaryota, Metazoa, Chordata, Mammalia, Chiroptera, Vespertilionidae. Gene Ontology annotation, biological process: negative regulation of cell motility; negative regulation of Rho protein signal transduction. Gene Ontology annotation, cellular component: cytoplasm. Bases 326 to 2023 code for a protein of 565 amino acids. The record is from RefSeq and is a predicted model, not a curated record.
GUCAGGUCCGCUCCGCUCCGUCCUUCCAGGAGGGGGCCCCCAGACACAGGGUUCUGAAUGGUCUAACGUUACCUUCACUGACGCGCACGCUUGGCCUUGUCCUGUUUUUCCAGGUCCCGGGCUAUUAUUUAGACCUCGGUUGCCCGAAGCGGGGGAAAGUGCGGGUUUUGGAGCUGGAGCCAGCUGGCCCCCCCGCGCUCGGAGCCCCGCAGGUGAUCCCAGGCGGCGCCUCCCGCGGUCACGUGGCCGGAGGGGCGGCGUGCGACGUGGGAGGCUCAGCGCCGGAUAACCUGGUUUUCCUUAUGGUAACCGCGGCACCUGGCUGAUGAGCAGGGCGUUGAGGCCACCGAGUGAGGCCGGGGCGCAGACCUGGGAAGCAGAGGACGAUGACAUGGCAGAAGGCGACUUAGGGUACGGCCUCGGGAGAAGGCCCGGCGGUAUUUAUGAAGUGCCAGUGUCACACUUGGUCACAUCUAGAAGAAGAUCAGAUGAGACGAACUGUAGCCCUCCCCCGUUUCCCAGGAAGGGGGAAGAAAGAAGUGGUGCUGUUUGUCAGCGUUCCAGGCCUCAAGACACAUACCGUGAAGGGCCCAGGACCCCCCAUCACAGACGACACAGUAGCACUGAUUCUAAUUCGGAAUUGCCAAAUGUAGAGUUAAAGCAACGUCUUGAUGAAACAUUAGAGCUCCGGAGGCCAGAAAUCCAAAAUCAAGCUGUGUGGCCUAGAUGCGCAAAAGCAAAAGAUUUGGGCUUUGAGUUACAAAUGGCACCUGAAUGUGAGGCUCUCAAUUUUUGUCUGUCUGGUCCACUUAUAGAGCCCAUAGGAAUUUCCAACCUCAUUUAUAAGGAGGUAGAAAAUUUAAAAACUGAACUGGAGGCCUCUCAAAGACAACUGGAAGGUAAAGAGGCAGCACUGAAAAUUCUUCAAAGCAUGGCAAUAUUUGGCAAAGCCACAAGUCAUACCCAGGCAGUAUUUCAAAAAACUGUGGAUGAAAAGAGAUCCUUGGAGAAGGAAAUAAAUGCCUUGCAGUGGAAAAUAGAAUUUGAUCAGAAUAGAAUUAAAAAUAUAGAGGAAACUUGGACCCAAAAAUAUGACAGGCUAAACUGUGAAAAUGCAGUCCUCAAAGAGACUUUGAAACUAAAAACAGAAGAAAUUAAAAUGCUGAAGUCUGAAAAUGCAAGCUUGAAUCAACAGUAUUUGGAAGCCCUUGCUAUGCUUGAAAUCAAACAGCAGAAGAUGGUUCAGGAAAACACGUGCGAUGCUAAAAGUGACUUUACAGAGUUUUCAGGCCUUGAGCUUGCGGUCCUUGGAGCCUGCCUUUGUCAUGGUCCUGGAGGGAGCCCCUGUUCCUGUGCCAAAAUGGCGGCGUCUGCUCAGAAAAGGAUUCUUCAGCUCAAACAAGAGCUGGAACUUUUGCAGAAGAGAAAAGAAGAAGCUUACAUAAUGGCAGAUGCAUUCAGAAUUGCAUUUGAGCAACAAUUAAUGAGAAAAAAUGACCAGGCACUAAGAUUGACACAAAUGGAUAAUAAAAUGUGUAAAAAAGAAACAAAAUGGAUAAAUUUGAAGCACCUUAAAGAGGAUGGAUCACUAUCACAGAGGACUAAGAAGACCUUAGGGCAGAAACUGUUGGGUAUGCUCCCUGCAGAAAACAGUUCUAAGAAGACUGAAGACCAGGAUAAUCCUCAGGAAGUCUUUAAGAUGCUAAUAGAUUUGCUGAAUGAUAAAGAAGAAGCUUUGGCUCAUCAGAGAAAAGUUAGCUACAUGCUUGCUCGGGCACUGGAAGACAAAGACAUAGGCUCAAGAGAGAAUAAAGAAGAAAAUCCCAUGAAAGACAAUUUUCCAUUAAAACACCCCAAGCAGAAAACUUCAGAAUUCUCUGUUUUGCAUGAUCCUGUACAUUCAAGUGUUCACAUUUUUAAUUCUGUGGGCUGUGUUUGUUCAAUCCAACACCUUCAUACAGAUAAAAACUAUAGAAGAACUCUGAAAAGAUCUCAUUCUUUGCCACGAAAUAUCAUCUUUUGAAGAUAAACCAGUUGAAAUUAGAACCGAGAACUGUGUAUGUCAAGAGACUUUGAAAAAGGAUUGUGUAAACAUUGCCACAUCUUCAGAAAUUGUAUGUUUUCCGGGUUUCCUAAAUUUUAGGAGGCAGCUUAAAUACUCAAAUGUUUUCUAUAAGAAAUUUUUUAGUAUUCUGUGAUGACAUAUUUAUAAAUUACAUUACUGUAUUUUAUAAAAUCUUCAUUAUUUGCCAACUUCUUAAAAACAAAAAUAUUAUUUUGAGAAAAGCAAAAAAUUAUUUACUAUUUAGAAUGACUAUGGGGAUCUCUGACUGGCUCAAGCAAGAAUAUAAUGUAAAUUAAUGCUCUAAGAAAUAACAAUGCCUACGAGUGAUGGAAUGUUAAUUUUUGAAAUACAUUUAUCAUGUUUUAUUUGUG